This is a messenger RNA of Eucalyptus grandis, 423 nucleotides long. RefSeq names its product U-box domain-containing protein 15-like. Gene Ontology annotation, biological process: cell surface receptor signaling pathway. The transcript has a single exon. NCBI's taxonomy places the organism in Eukaryota, Viridiplantae, Streptophyta, Magnoliopsida, Myrtales, Myrtaceae. Bases 63 to 419 code for a protein of 118 amino acids. The record is from RefSeq and is a predicted model, not a curated record.
CCCGGAAAAGCGACCGGCCGCGAGGUACCCUUCUGGGGAAUAGUCCCGCCCGGUGGGUGAUCAUGGAGGGAGAAGCGGGAGGGAGCUCCUCCGUCUCUAGCUCGCCGUGCUCGUCGUGCGGCGGCGCGGACGGUAAUGGAGGCGGUGGCGUUGUUGAGUACUUGAUCGGAGUGAUCGAGAAGGCUGGGUCCUACGGCGGCUACAGGAAGACGCAGAGGAAGGAGUGUCUGAAUCUGGCGAGGACGUUGAAGCUGCUGGUCCCGCUUUUGGAAGAGAUCAGAGAGGCCCGCCGCGCCGCAGAUUCCCCUGCCGGUGAUGGUUUGGACGCUGCCCUGGUUCGCCUGAGGCAAGCGGUGGUUGCGGCUAACAAGCUGUUGAAGCAAUGUCACUGCGGAAGCAAGAUUUAUCUGGUUCGCUAACUGU